Triticum turgidum subsp. durum (durum wheat) is the source of this 1041-nucleotide messenger RNA. The record is from the annotation of a GenBank genome assembly. NCBI's taxonomy places the organism in Eukaryota, Viridiplantae, Streptophyta, Magnoliopsida, Poales, Poaceae.
AUGGCCGCCACCGUGGCCGCGCGGUGGUGGGAGGACGCGGCGAUCUCGGUGGGGAUGGUUGCCGUGCAGCUUGCCGGCGCGGCGUACAUGGUGGUGCUGACGCCGAUCCUGGCGCUGGGCCUGGACCCGCUCUUCCUGGUGACUUUCGGCAGCCUCUCCACGGGGAUCCUCACCCUCCCUUUCGCCCUCAACCUCGACAGGAACAAAUGGCCAUCGGAGCUGAGCAAUAGGUUGAUCCUUGAGUUGGUGGUGCUGUCUCUGGGAGGGGUGACUGUGUUCCAAGCCCUCAUGCUGGAUGGCAUGAAGAAGACAUCCCCCGCCAUCGCCUCCGCGAUGCUGAACCUGGCCCCGGGAUUCAUCUUCGUUGUCGCGGGCUGCCUCCGGUUUGAGAGGGUUGAUCUCAAGUGCCGGUACACAAGAGCCAAGAUAGUGGGGACUCUUCUGUGCCUGGGGGGAGCCAUCACCAUGAGCAUCCUGCAGAGCCCUGCCACUCCACCGGGCCGAAGAUCGCCAGACCUAGCAGCCUGGGUCGUCGGUUGCCUGUGCCUCCUGGGUGCGGUGCUCGUGCUCUCGGGCACGAUAAUCCUGCAGGCAGCAACCCUGAUCCGUUUCCCGGCACCUUUUACCCUCUGCGCCAUGACCUCACUCAUCGGCGCCUUGCUGACAGGGAUGUUCCAGGUGUUUACCACAGGGAGGCUCGGCCCUGGGACGCCCCAGAUCAGCACCGGAAUAAUCCUCUCCCUUGUGUUUGUGGGUAGUCUGGUGAGCUCCGUGUCCAUCAUGUACCAGACGUGGGUGCUAGAGAAGAAGGGGCCUGUGCUCGUCUCACUGUUUAGCCCCACGCAGACCGUGGGUUCCGCAAUCUUCUCCGCCCUCUUCUUGGGGCGGGUGGUGCAACCAGCAAGCAUACUAGGGAUGGUAUUUCUUUUCUCCGGCCUUUAUGCAGUUCUGUGGGCAAAGAAGAAAGAAGGCCAUGUUCUUCCUCCUGCAGACAGGGUCGUGGCAGACGAUAUAGAGAAACCACUCUUGCUUCCACGCUAG